Messenger RNA from Sphaeramia orbicularis (orbiculate cardinalfish), 8051 nucleotides. RefSeq names its product MAP/microtubule affinity-regulating kinase 4a (gene mark4a). The transcript has 17 exons. Lineage: Eukaryota; Metazoa; Chordata; Actinopteri; Kurtiformes; Apogonidae. The coding region runs from base 616 to 2913 and encodes 765 amino acids. The record is from RefSeq and is a predicted model, not a curated record. Gene Ontology annotation, biological process: microtubule cytoskeleton organization; intracellular signal transduction; protein phosphorylation. Gene Ontology annotation, cellular component: cytoplasm. Gene Ontology annotation, molecular function: tau-protein kinase activity; ATP binding.
UGUGGUGUCGUUCCGUAUCUUUCCGGACUUGUCGGCGGUGCGCAUCUCACCGACCGGGAAUACCGAUUUCUGAACAUUUCGGCCUUUUUCUCCGCUGCACCGUAAGCUGUGUUUUCCUGCAAAGCGGAGCGGGUUGCAUUGGCGUCGCGGUGUUUAAGUGAACCAUCCCGUCGGUCAGUAUUAUGACAAUCGGAGAUGACACACAUCCAGAAGGAGCCGUGUUUGUUUUGUAUGGCGAAAUGAGGCAGGGGGUGGAGAGUCGCCACAGAGACGCUGGGCUUCGGCCAAACAUCACCGCAUUUUAGCACUUAUUCGAUGCCCGGGGUUUGCAUUGCAUUGCAUUUGCUGCAUCGCUGAUCGGACGCGUUUUGCAAAGUGCACGGUGGAAAAUGCAGCUUGUUUGAGGACACCCCCUCUCCAGAUAUCCGUUGCUGCCAUGAUAGGCAGAGGUCUCCUCUCAGCCGCGGCUCGGCCGGUUGGAGAAGAGGCAGAUUGAUUCGGGACGGUGGGUCGCAUCUGCGGAUAUUAUUCUGUCUGUGGAGCCUGUAAAUAUUAUCCGCGCAAUUACACCGUGAUUCUUACUCAGGGAAAAAAAAAGGGGAGAAAGAAAACAACAUGUCUUCUCGAUCUGCAUUACCGUCUGGAAACGACAGGAGUACUGGAGACCAUCAUGUGUCGCUGGCGGCCAGCCGCUCAGACAAGGCCACCAGCCAGUCCAGCCGCUCGCUGGGUGCCCGGUGCAGGAACUCCAUCGCCUCCUGUUCCGACGAGCAGCCGCACAUCGGCAACUACCGUCUGCUCAAGACCAUCGGAAAGGGAAACUUCGCCAAGGUCAAGCUGGCCCGCCACAUCCUGACGGGCAGAGAGGUUGCAAUAAAAAUCAUCGACAAAACUCAGUUGAACCCAACCAGCCUACAAAAGCUCUUUCGGGAGGUACGAAUAAUGAAAGGCUUAAAUCACCCUAACAUAGUGCAGCUGUUCGAGGUGAUUGAGACGGAUAAGACCCUUUACCUAAUCAUGGAGUACGCCAGUGGAGGUGAAGUGUUCGACUACCUCGUAUCUCAUGGGAGAAUGAAGGAGGUUGAAGCCAGAGCCAAAUUUCGACAGAUUGUUUCGGCCGUCCACUACUGCCACACGAAGAACAUCGUCCACAGAGACCUGAAGGCGGAGAACCUUCUGCUGGAUGCCGACGCCAACAUCAAGAUUGCCGACUUCGGCUUCAGCAAUGAGUUCACGCUGGGCAACAAGCUGGACACGUUCUGUGGCUCGCCGCCCUACGCUGCCCCCGAGCUUUUCCAGGGUAAAAAGUACGAUGGGCCCGAGGUGGACGUCUGGAGUCUCGGAGUCAUUCUCUACACGCUGGUCAGCGGCUCGCUGCCCUUCGAUGGGCAGAAUCUGAAGGAGCUGAGGGAGCGCGUGCUGAGGGGGAAGUACCGCGUGCCCUUCUAUAUGUCCACAGACUGUGAGGGGAUCCUACGCCGAUUCCUGGUGCUCAACCCCGCCAAACGCUGCACACUGGAGCAAGUCAUGAAGGAUAAGUGGAUAAAUACAGGGUAUGAGGGGGAUGACCUGAAGCCCCAUAUAGAACCUGUUGAAGACUACAGUGAUCCAGCGCGUAUAGAGGUGAUGGUCGGGAUGGGAUUUACUCCAGAGGAAAUCAAGGACUCGCUGCUCAAUCAGAAAUACAAUGAGGUCACAGCCACCUACUUACUGCUGGGCCGCAAAGGCGAUGAGGGCAGUGAUGCUCGCACAGCCAGUAGCCUGUCCCUGGCGAGGGUACGACCCAGCCCCAUCACCAAUGGGACCAACAAGCACUCCUCAGCCACUGGAUCCUCUUCCUCCUCCACCUCUUCCUCACAUAGCAAGACCCAGCGUAGUGCCUCCACCUACCACAGGCAGCGACGACACAGCGACUUCUUCCUCCACAACCAAGGCGGGCCUUCCAUGCCCGUCAUGCACCCCAAACGGAGCCCAACCAGCACGGGCGACCGGGAGCUUCGGGAGGGCCGGAUGCCCUCACGUAAGGCCAGCUGCAGCGUGAUGGGAAGCCAUAGCCUCCCUCCCUCCAGCCCGAUGGUCAGCAGUGCCAACAAUCCCAACAAGUCUGAGAUCCCAGACCGUCGCAAAGACAUGACUGCCACCACAAAUAACAUCCCUGGAAGCGCCAUGACACGCCGGAAUACAUAUGUGUGCACAGACCGCUCAGGCGCUGACAGGCACUCCCUUCUGCAGAACGGCAAAGACAACAGCUCACUGGGCCACCGCAUGCCUCCGGCCUCCCCCUCCACACUCAGCAUCGCUGGAGCUGGAGCCGCCUCCUCUUCGUCUUCGGACCGAUGCCGUCUGACCCGAGGCUCCACAAUCCGAAGCACCUUUCACGGGGGUCAGCUGAGGGACCGCGGUCCCCCAGUUUACUCUGCCCCGCCCACUUCCCCCACCCUGUCCCACCAUGACGCCAGCCCGCUGCCCCAUGCCCGCACUAGGGCGACCUCCAACCUCUUCACCAAGCUGACCUCGAAACUCACUCGCAGGGUCACAAAUGAAUCUGAGGGAAUCAGGAGAUUUGCGGUCACAAGUUGCCAUCUACCUGGGUAUCAAAAAGCGCCCGAGCCCCGGGCCGUCGGACGUGGCUGGGAUCUGAGAGGGGGUGGGCGGCGGGACCCUGCGGAGGUGGUACUGGCUCUGCGGGAGGCAGCGCUCGGCUGUGGCUGCCAGGUCCACCAUGCCGGCCCCUUUCUGCUCUCCUGCACCCACGGCGUGGCAGGGGGCCGCGUGGCUUUCGAGGCUGAGGUGUGCCAUCUUUCCACUGGCAACUCCGAGACUUCUAACGGGGUGCGCUACACGCGACUCUGGGGGGCGCCGCUAGCUUUUCGGGACAUUGCCACCCAAAUCUCCAAGGACCUUGAACUUUGAACAGAGGGUGCACUAUAGCGCGAGUGUUUUUGUGUGAGUGUUAGUGUGUACAAGUGUGUGUGUGUGUGUGUGUGUGUGUCUAAAGGCGGGCGGGCAGGGGGUGGAAGUAAUUGAAGAAAAAAAAAAAAAGCAGAGAAGGGGCGAGGGGCUGGACCCGAGAGAAAAGACUUCUCCUUCUGUCUCUUUCAUGACCCCCCCACUCCCCUCCCGAACACACACAUGCACAUAUACACACAGAUACGCACACACGUGACCCGUAAAUUCAGUCGGACUGAAGCACCCCCUCCCCCUCCCCUCACUCCCUCCUCCACCCAGUAACCCCACCCAGCUCAGCCAACUUCUUCACUGAGCAACUGCACCCACUGGACCUGGAUCAGAGGGAAUCUAGUUUUAAUAUUUUUUAUUGCUACUCUAGCCAUAAUGACUCUUUAUUUUGUUAUUUAUUGCUCUCGUCAUCGUUUUUCAUCACUGUCACUUUCACCACUACAGAGAAACAUCAUCUCUCGUGUCCCGGACAUCAUUGACCAGCCAGUCCUUUUUUAACUCGUUCUUUUAUGUGUCACCUUUACGUACACCAUUCAUUUUUCCCUGCCCGGUUUGAUAAAAUACCAAUGAAGUGAUAAUCUGCUGACUUUUCAUCACCGUGGGACAACAACAUGCACAAACGUGGAGAUGGUCCAACUCAGUAGUCAAACAAGCGGCUGCAGAAGGUUGCAUUGCUGUGAUUUGUGUACAUACUGCAGUGACGAACACACUGGAUUAAGGUCAGUGAGAGCAGUGUUGACAGGCUUUGGAAACAGCCAAUCAGAAGCUGGCUCUGAUGUUAAUGAGUCAGAGGAUUGAAGUGGUGGAGUUCACAGCUUUUACCAACCGGACGUUAAAGAUGUAGAUGAUGUUUAAUGAGAAAAAAGCCACUCGAGAAGCUCAAUUUUUGCCGGAAAAGAAGAGGAUGAGGUGAAAUAAUCUGGUGUUUGUCUUGAAAUUAAAGAAAUUGUUCAACGUUUUGUGAAAUUUGAUUGAAAAAAAAACAACAACAAAAACCUAACCCUCUUUUAUUGAUUGUAUAAAAGAGAUCUAAAUAAAGAAUGAAGAUGCAAAAAAUUCAUUUUAAACAUAUAAAUAGAGGAUGAGUGGUUUUUAUCAUUUGGAUUGAAAAAUAUAAACACUUUUCUCUCUCAGAUGGUAGAAAAAAAAUUGGCCCACUAAACUUCACACUUUAGUUUUUAUUAAAAAAUUAUAUAUAAAACCAGAAAGUAAUCAUUUUUAUAGUGACAUAUGGAAUGAAUUUGACAUCUAAUGUAGACUUAAAAUCCAACAUAUGUUAAUAAGUGUGACUUUUUUUUUUUUUGAUCAGUUUCCUCUAUUAACCUAAGAUGCAGACAAAUAUAAGAUCAUUUGUAAAGUCACUUAGGUACAGGUUAGUAGAUACACUGUUAAAAAUGUAACAAUGAGCUUUUUUAGAAGUGUUUACAUUUGGUUUUAUGUCACUUCUCAACAAAUAACACAGUUCUAAAAGCUAAAUCGAACCCAACCCUGCACCCAGCCCUUCUCUGAUUUCACAGGAAAAUUAUUCUUGAAUUCCGACCACUGAAAACAUUCUUGUCCCAUGAUCUAACUAUCCUUGGCGUGGUUGACUGUCAUAUUUUAGUUUAGUUUAUUUGCACAUUGCAUGCAAUAAUAUAGUAAAAAAUUGGAAAGAGGAACAUUGUGAAAGGAAGGUUAGAAGCCAGAAAUCACAGAAAGUCUUUCAAAUACAGACAUUAGUAUAACAUUAAGGAAAAUACACUGUAGCUUUUGUAUAAUUUGAGUGGUUUUCACGUUUUUUUUUGCUUUUUGUAAUGUAGAUGUUAAUUGAAGCGGGAGAUGUCAGUUGUUCCAAAGAAAUGGUUGUCGAUAUUUUAGUGAAUAUUCAUUUACAGAAGAUUAAAGUCUUUUCUGGAAAAAUAUUAAUGUCAGUAGAAAACUUGAGAAAAUUACAGAAGGCACCUUGAAGUUCAUAUUUAUACAUGAAGACUCAGGUCUGGUAAAUAUUCACAUUAAAACUGAUAGAAGUUUUUAUUUUCUCAAAACAGGAACAGAUGAAUCAUAUUUCUAAUAAAUUUUCCCAAUCAUUCUCCAAAAUGCCCCUUAGAUUUGGAAAGAUUUAUUUUUGAUAAGUGGGACAAGUAGCAGCCCAGACAUUAUUGUUACAAUAGAUAAUAUGAGGAUAAAUUAAGAUGUAAUAAAUAGUCAAAAUACAGGAAUGAUCGAUCAGUAAAUAAACUUCAUGCUUUUUCACAAACAAAUUCAAUCUGUUCAACUGUGACUCACAGGAGAUUAGCAUGAGGAACUAUAUUUCUUAUGUUUUCAUAGGUAUUUUGCCAUUUUCAUUGAUAUUAUUCUCAUUUUUUUUGUAAAAUACCAUAAAAUUAGUUUCUGGCUAUUGAGAGAGAGUUUACCUCCAAACACUUUACAAAAAUAAAAUAAUUAAAUUGUAUGAUAUUUCUCAAAAAGUAAGCACUCUUACAUUUACACUGUAAGAAGCAAAAUGUUGAACUAUUUCUUUAAGCUUUUAUUAUAGUUUUUCUUUUGUUUGUUUGUUCUUUUUUUUUUUAUGAAAUGGCCUGAAAAGCACAUUAUGGCCCUAACUUUUCAGAGAAACUCUCACCGCUGUCUGGUUGGCUUCAUUCAUCGCCUCUCAGCGCUGCUCGUCGUCACUAAUACAAAAUGUUUUCACCUUGCCAUGCACAGAUAUUCUGGUUUAUCCCUUUACCUUCCUUCAAAUGCAUUGUACUGAAGACACGAUGAAGCGCUAAACCCUUUUCUAGUUGCCUAAAGAAAUGGUACACAUGUAGUUCAUCUGCAGACCUCAGCUUUGGACUAUGGAGACACCAGAACAGAAAGCUGUCCCAGAUAGUAAGAAUAAUAAUACUACUGAUAAUAAUGGAGGGAUUUACUUUCAGUGCAAUGCAGUUCUUUGGUUUUAUUCUGUGCCAUGUGAUCUCCCCUCAGGCAUCAUCUCAGUAUAUUGACGGGAAACACCAAAAGUGGAUAAGCCAAGAAGCAGCAACACCUCACACACAAUUACACACUUUACCCCCUUCUUCUUUUUCCUCUUCUUCUACUUCUACUUCUUCUUCCUCUUCUACUUCUUCUUCUUCUUGUGGCACUGUCCCAUAUAAACUGGUCUGUCUAUUAUUGAUGACUGUGGGCUGUAAGGAUCGGGGGAGUGUUCUGGAAAAGGCACGAUGAAGGCAAGUGUGGACGGUGUUUUUCUUUUCUUUUUUUCUUGUUAGUCCAGUUGCCUUUAAAGUGAACUACCCCCAGCGCCUUCAUACAGUACAUAUUUAAUGUAAAAAAAAAAAAAAAAAAAGAGACAGAAAAAAGUGAGAGCUUUCUAUUCUCCCUCCCUGUUUUUAGUGAAUAACGUACUGUGAUAUUUACGUAGGCUACAGAGAUCAUGUUGUUUGGCUGCUGAUUUACUGUUAAUACUAUCUCUCAGUUGUGGCUUUGCUCAUGGUGACCCCCCCCAAAACACCCCCUUCCUCCCCUUCCCAUUUCUGUCCCCAUUUAACAGGGACACCAACCUUAGCUGUCCAUCACCUCAUAUGUACCACCAACUUUUUCUAUCGUCACAAUGAGCAUUUGGCUUUCCUCGGCUCUUCGUUUGAGACCCUGUUUUCUCGUUUGGCAGGGAAAACAUUCAGCCAUCUUCCACACUCUCACGUUGUAGACCCAUGUAUGACAUCUCUCCUUGGGCCUGUUUGGUGUUGGCUGUUUUCAGAGCCUGAAUGGAGGCAUCUGGUUUGACCGGUUCGUCUCUGCAGGGGCUAAAAGCAAACACCGAUAUGGACACCGGGAGUCUGUCCUUGUCCUCUCCCUGGACGUUUAUCAUUGUGGUGUAUAUUAGCAUUAGGUAAUAUAGACCUCAAUGCACUUUGCUUUGACUUGAAUCAGCUCCUUCCAGUGUACCUGUAUAGGUAAUACCCAGAACUAGCCACUGGAGGGCGCCAAUGUCUUAAAUGUGAAACACUUCAAUUUGUGGAUAUUUGCACAGGUACUUUAUUUAUUUUUUAGAAUAAUAUCAUUAAAAAACAGGAUUUAUAUCAGUCAGUUGAUGGCUGUAUAUAAAAUAUAUGAAUAUAGUAUAUAUCUUAGAGCUCAAGGUUUAUUUAUAGCUAGAGCAAGGGAAGUAAUUCUAGUUUAAAGCAGUUUCUGUCAGUGACAAUGGGGAACAAAACCAACCUGCAAUCCUGCAUGACUUCAGAGUUUGGGGUUUAGGAUAUUAAAAAAAAAGAAACAAGAUGCACACCUAGGAUUGGAAGCUUUGUGAAAUGCACACACAGUCAGUUUUUAGAAUUGAAACUAAGAAAAGGUGCCGGACGGAGCACCUGGCCCUUCCCCGAUUCACAAAAACUAACAGAAAGGCUUGGGCGACGUUUAGUAACUUCACUCCACCUCGUUCGCAAGAGAGAGGACUCAGUUUGUUUGAGAUGGAUGUUUGGUUUUUGAAGUAUUUAGAUAUGCCAUGAAAUGUACCGCAACAUACAGUAUGUUCUGUUUAGAUUAAGCAUGGACAGGAUAAAAUUUCCACCUUAAUACACCAGUGUGAAUUUUACCCUAAAUUUACACCAAAUCCAGUUCGCCUCUGAAGAGUUGAAAGCCCUGGGUUGCAUUCAAGCCAUAGAAAUGUUACUAAGGUCUCCUGGUCACCAAUUUAAAUGCUGAGCAUUUUAGUGGAAACUAUCAAAGUGGGCUACAAGCCUCAUAACCUAGUGUCAAACAACUUAUUCUUAGUACAAGGUGGGUGAACAUUGGUGGAAUCUACUGUGAAAACUUCUGGCUUUGAGUUUUAAUGACCUGACUGUACAGCGUGUUACUGGUCUGCUCGGUGGAUGGUGCAGUAUUAUGACUCCAGAGAGCUCAGUAUUUAACAUGCAUUGUCAUUUUAAAUCUGAUUUUGAGAGAGGUUUAUGUUAUAUGCAAAAGAGACUUAAUGAGACUGAAGAACAUUCACAGUUUGACCUGUAUGAGUAAUUUUACACUGUUGUACUGUUUAAUUCCUCCCCUCAGAAACAAACUGUAAACCGAGAUUGAGUGGUUGUGGAAUAUGAGAAAAACGUGGAGCUGAAGAUUAAUAAAAUUCACUGAUGUUGGCA